GGGAAUUUGAAGUUGCAGAUGGGGAAGAAAGAGCGGCAGCUUGCGAUCGGUCGCACGAAGAAAGUGGCGGGCAAGGGCGUGAAAGCGUCGUUCGGAAAGGGCAAAGGAGGCAAUGCGUUCGAUGUGCAGAAGAACUCCAAGUCCAAGUACGAAGUGCUGGGUAAACGCGUGAAAGGGCAAGGACGAAACGUGGCGGCGGCGCGCGCGGACGCGGAAGAGCGCCGCCGCAAGACGUUGCUCAAGCAAUUCCAGGGUCGAAAGAAGAACAACGAGUACAAAGAUCGUCGCUUGGGCGAACAGAACGAAGACAUGUCGUUGGAGGACAAGAUGAUUGCGCGAUUCCAAACUGAACGCAAACGGCAAUACCAGCAACGCAAUGCCGCCAAGUUUAACCUGAACGACGACGGCGAGUCGGAUCGCGAGGAGGAGCUCUUGACACAUCGCGGGGCGAAAAUCGACGACUUUGACAACAUCGACAUUGCGGGCGAAGCCAGCGACGACGAGGAAGAUCGUGCGUUCGACCACAAACUCGGCCGUGACAUUGUGAACCAACUGCAUUUCGGUGGCGGCGACAGCAAAGCAGUCAAGGACAGCGCCACGGCGGCAGAGGGUCCUGAGCGCAAGAAAACGCACGAGGAAAUCAUGCAAGAAGUCAUGAUGAAGUCGAAGAUGUACAAGGCAGAAAAGCAAAAGAACAAAGCAACGCAGGACGAAACUACCGAGCAGUUGGACGCUGAAUUUGCCGACUUUCAAUCGCUGCUGCAGUUCCGACCAAAGAAGGAGGACCGACCCCGGGAAAUGCUGGACGACUUCGAUAAGAUGACGCGGGAGCUGGCGAUGGAAGCAAAGGCCAAGGCGACCGAGCGCAAGUUGUCACCCGAGGAACUGGCCAAGAAGGAGCAUGACAAGCUUGCCGAGCUCGAACGAAAGCGUGUAGCGCGCAUGAACGGGGAAGACGAAGAUGCCGUCGACGACGACAAGGUCAGCAAGCGCAAGGGCCGCAAGGACAAGAAGGGCGGCAAGAGGGACGAACCAGAACUCGUGUUGUUGCCACCGAAACACUUGCGCGCUUCGGACGAUGCACUCGUUGAUGACUUUCAAAUCCAGGACGAGUACCGCCAACGCGUUGAAGGGGAGAACGAUGAAGACGAGGACGGCGACGACGAUUGUGAAAGUGGUGAAGAUGACGACGAAGUUGACGACGAGGAAGACGAUGACGAUGACGAGGAAGACGAUGACGAGGAAGACGAUGACAAUGACGAUUUGAAAGACGACGAGGAGCACAACGAUGACGAGGUAGAUGACGAAGAAGACGAAGAAAACGAAGAAGACGACGACGAGCAAGCCCGCGCGGCCGCUCUCCUGAAGCGACAGGAAGCGCAAAAGGAAAUGCCCUUCGUGUUCCCGUGCCCGGAGUCCCCGGCCGAGUUGACCGCCCUCUUUGCGCAGCAUGGCCCAACGCCGGCCGACCGCAACACGAUCGUGACGCGGAUUCGCACGUUUUACUCGCCCAGAGUCAGUGCCGAGAACCAAGCCAAAAUGAAGAAAUUCCUUGCGGUGCUCGUACGGCACUUUUUGAAGCUUGCCGCCCACUUCAAGCGGAACCAACAGGACGCGGACGCAAUCGCGGCGCACAUUUUCACCAUCGCGCAGGACCAGCCGAAUGUGGCGGGUACCGUGUUUCGGGAAUUCGUUGCUGCACUGGCCAAGAAAUUGGACAAAAAUUGCUGGCCCGAGAUGCGCGAUCUCCUGCUCUUGCGCGUCGCGCUGAGUGUGUUUCCAAUUACGGAUCUUCGGCAUAAUGUCGUGUCGCCGAUCGAACUCGUCCUUGGCCAGUGCUUGUCGAGGGCGACAUUGGAAAGCCCAGAUCACGUCCGUCGGGCGUUGUUUUGCGUGGGGCUGUCCCUGCAUAUCACGGAAAAGAAGAGCAAGUUCAUGCCAGAGCUCGUGCAUUGCCUCCACGAGAUCUUGGCGCUCGUGCACUCGCACGACGACGACUGGUUUGUUGCCCCGCUCAAGGCGUUUGUGAAGUCGAAGUCGACCGACUUUCCGUCGUUGGCACUCCAUGCUGGCGACCAAACCGACCCUGCUCAAGUGUCUGCUGCGAUCUUUCACUCAACGUUAACGUCGAUUCGUCUGGCGGCGACGCAAUACGCGUCGUUGGCGUCGUUUGUGGAGCUCUUUGCGUCGAUUCAUACGCUUCUGUCGCAACUCAAGGCCAAGAUGCUCAAGGCUCACGCAGAGUCGACUGUCGCCCUGUUAAUGGAGAAGAUGGAGGCAUCGUUGAAACAGCGUCGGCCUCUGCGGCUCCAAGCACAUGCCCCGACCGUCCUCCCAACCUUUGUGCCUCGCUUUGAUGAAAACUACGCGAUGCGCAAGGACAAAACGAUGGAGCGCGACAGGGCACAGCUCAAGCAGCUCCAGCGACAAGUCAAGCGCGAACGCAAGGGGGCGAGCCGCGAGCUCAAACGCGACGCAGCGUUCCUCAGUCGCCAACGCGCGGAAGAGCAAAAGACGUGGCGAGCCGAGAAAGACGCCAAGCAAAAGGAAAUCCGGUCGUGGAUGGAGCAGCAAAACGCCACGUUCAACCAACAAGUGCGCAAGGGCGGCGAACUCAUCAAGGGCGGCGGGUCCGGCCCGGCCAAGAAGCGCCGCAUCAGCAAGAAGUAGACCAGUCUGUAAUACACACACUAUCUAUUGCCGCCAA
Aphanomyces invadans is the source of this 2707-nucleotide messenger RNA. RefSeq lists its product as hypothetical. The record is from RefSeq and is a predicted model, not a curated record. NCBI's taxonomy places the organism in Eukaryota, Oomycota, Saprolegniomycetes, Saprolegniales, Verrucalvaceae. The transcript is spliced from 4 exons. Gene Ontology annotation, cellular component: Noc4p-Nop14p complex; small-subunit processome; nucleolus. Gene Ontology annotation, biological process: maturation of SSU-rRNA. The coding region runs from base 19 to 2670 and encodes 883 amino acids.